UUAUUCAGAUCUGUGAUCCAGGAACUGCAGAACAUUUUUUCUGGUCCAGUCAGCAGAGGAGCAACGACACAUUUUUACCAAGUCUUUACAUCAACUUUAAAUUAGAAACGAAGCUUCACCUGAUCCAGAAGGUUUGAUUCAUAAACCUGGUUCUGGUAUUUUGACAAACUGAGGCGCCGACAUGAUGAGCCGACGGCAAGGAAACACGAUGGGUAGGAACUGCUGUGAAAACCCAAGCAGAACCUCCAAGCUGCCAGCAGGGGGAGUAGUUCUGCUGGUUCUGGUCGGUCUGCUGGCUGCUGCUGUCAUCGUCAUCUACAGACUCUCUGUUGCUGUUUUGAUGACCAAUCAAACCGUCCAAACCCUGAAAGAGGAAAAUGAAGCUCUGAAGAGAAAUCAAUCAGGAGUUAAUCUGAGCAGAACAAUGCAGGAAAAAUGUCCUCCACCUCCAACAUGUCCUCCACCUCCAACAUGUCCACCUCCAACAUGUCCACCACCUCCAACAUGUCCUCCACCUCCAACAUGUCCACCUCCAACAUGUCCACCACCUCCAACAUGUCCUCCACCUCCAACAUGUCCUCCACCUCCAAAAUGUCCUCCACCUCCAACAUGUCCUCCACCUCCAAAAUGUCCUCCACCUCCAACAUGUCCUCCACAUCCGGAAGUGAAACAUGAAACUUGCCUGAAAUGUGCAGCAGGAUGGGAGCAACAUGCAGGAAGCUGUUAUUAUUUUAACAACAGGAUGUCCUCCUGGACUGACAGCAGACGUUUCUGCCAACAUCAUGGAUCAGACCUGGUGAAGAUCGACAGCAGAGAGGAGCAGAUGUUCCUGCAAUCGAAACUGAAGAAGAAAAUUUAUACGCAUCUGGACGCGUUCUGGAUCGGACUGACGGACUCACAGACAGAAGGCAGAUGGUUCUGGGUGGACGGGUUACCUCUGGACCCAAGUUUAAGUUUCUGGUAUAAGGGAGAACCAAACAACUCGGCCGGAACGAACCCAGCUGGAGAGGAUUGUGGGAGAAUGGAGAAGAAUGGAAACGUCAAAGAUCUGAAUAAUUGGGAUGAUCAUUCCUGUCAUGUUCAACUCAAAAGUAUCUGUGAGAAACCAGCAGAAAUGUGAUUGUUUUUAUCAGGUACAAACAUUUAAGACGUUUUCUUUCUGUCUGGACUGAAUUAAGAUGCAAAAAGUCAGAUUUAAAUUUAGACUUUUAAUUUACUUUCACAUGAUGUGUUAUUGCUGAUUGGAGAUUUAUAAAUAAACUAAAUAGAAAAUAAAAUCCUGCUGCUAUAAA
Molecule: messenger RNA, 1292 nt
Organism: Xiphophorus couchianus (Monterrey platyfish)
Lineage: Eukaryota; Metazoa; Chordata; Actinopteri; Cyprinodontiformes; Poeciliidae
Product: collectin-12-like
Exons: 7
Coding region: 182-1120 (312 amino acids)
Source: RefSeq, a predicted model, not a curated record